UGUGGGCGGGAAUCUCUCUGCACUAACCUCCUCUCUACUUGAAUGAACUAUAAGUGCAAAGUCAUACUACACUGUUUAGUGUAUCCGAGAGACGGAGAAACACUGUACCUGAGGGCAUUUCACGGUUAAUAGAUACAUACAUACAAGAUUUACUCCCGGCCACCGAGCAAUGGAGCAUCACGUAAACGCGAAACGGCUUUUCAGUCAUGCGACAACGCUGAAGCUUCACACGGGGAAUUUAGUGAACCGCAGUCGGCUUAAGAAGAAAUGUCCGUCUUCGCCCAGUGAGGAGCUUCAAGACUGCAUUCAAGGCACAUUGAGCGAGUGGUUCACCGCAAUGCCGUCAUCCCUUGACUCUGAGCUUCCCAGUGUUUUGGACUGCAGCAUUCCUGAAAACACAGAGGCCAUCACUCCAGAGGAGAGAGAGGAGCUGAAGGUGUCCGUAAAGCUUUUUCUCACUGAGUGGGACUGCUCAUCCAUCAGAAGUGCGGUAGACAUGGCUUGCCUGUCGUUAGGUGUCUCUCAGUUGGAUUCUGUGAUCAUCGCUCCUCCUUCUCUUCCCGAGGGUGAAAGCCAGACACUGACACACCUGCAGCCUCUCUGGCAGGAGCUGGAGAGUCUGGUGCAGAGCCAGAAGAUUGCUGCCAUCGGCACCUCAGACCUGGACAAAACCCUCUUGGAGCAGCUCUAUAACUGGGCUCAGCAGAUAAAGCCAAGCAGUAAUCAGGUCAAUCUAGCCUCAUGCUGUGUGAUGCCUCCAGAUCUCACUGCAUUCGCUAAAGAGUUCGACAUUCAGUUGCUGACACACAGUGACCCCAAAGAGCUCAUCAGUGCAGCAGGUUUUCAGGAGGCGGUGCAGGGCAGCAGUCAGGAGCUGCAGGUGGACGACUGGAGGCUGGAGUGGGUUUUGCGCUACUCCAUUAUCGUCAAGAGCAGAGGCAUCAUAAAAGCAAAGGGCUACAUUGUUCAUGCUAAAAAGAGCAACAACCAUUAACUGGGCUUUUCGGCUUCCUCAAAUUUAUUCCACCAAACUGUUGUCCUCUAUUACAUCAUUGAUGGGUGGCUUCGUCAGCACACUAAAGUGAAUUUGAGUUAUCCGAGGAACAAAAAAAAUCACUUGAUGCAUUUUUCCUGAUGAUUUCAAUUAUUUAGACAGCGAGCUGUUUGUGUAGAAACAUGCAAAGUGCCUGCUUUUCUGUUGUUGUUUUUUUUGUUGACUUUGCCUGGUUUAAUUUGCAGUAAUUAUCCAAUAGGUUGAUGGGAUAGAAAAUCAGGAUUUAAGAACCAAAAGGUUGUUUUUGUAAUCAAAUAUUUUAAGUACAGGGCCUGUUUUAAUGUUCCCGUGACCUUGUUUUCAGGAGAAAAAAAAAAGACAUUCACACCCUUAUGCCCUUAUGGUUGUGUUGAAAACUUUUUUUAUUUCAAGAAGUUUACCACAGAGAUUUGUUUCCGAAUUAGUUUUAGAUUUUUUUAAUCUUUUAAUUUUAAUGUCCUGCUGGCGUUUUUUAUGUUCGUAUAAUUUAUUUUUUGCUUUGCUUGGAAUUAUUUUUAUUAUCAUUUUAUCUCUUUUGCAUCCCUUUGCUUUGCUUACCUGAGAUAAAAUAAAUAUUAAGGUAUGUAACUGUAUGCUGUUAAAAUGCAUGGCAUAAACAGCCUUGAUUCAUUGUGUAUAUAAAAACACUGGAAACAAAAGUCCACACUUGAAGAAUACCAAGGCUUAUCGCUCCAGUAUGGAGUGAGUAGUCAGAGUAUAUAUUUUUACCUGUGUUAUUUAUUCAUUGUAAUGGCAAUUCCUGUUGGAUCCAAUCCUAUAAGAGAGAUUGUUUCUUGUACUGUACAUGUAAUUACUAUUUUCCCAUAUUGUGAUGAACAUUUUUAAUCUGGUUUAUAAACUUCGCAAUUGAAAAUGGA
This is a messenger RNA of Danio rerio (zebrafish), 1911 nucleotides long. The record is from RefSeq and is a predicted model, not a curated record. NCBI's taxonomy places the organism in Eukaryota, Metazoa, Chordata, Actinopteri, Cypriniformes, Danionidae.